Messenger RNA from Sorex fumeus (smoky shrew), 1143 nucleotides. RefSeq names its product G protein-coupled receptor 150 (gene GPR150). The transcript has a single exon. Gene Ontology annotation, cellular component: membrane. NCBI's taxonomy places the organism in Eukaryota, Metazoa, Chordata, Mammalia, Eulipotyphla, Soricidae. Gene Ontology annotation, biological process: neuropeptide signaling pathway. The coding region runs from base 1 to 1143 and encodes 380 amino acids. Gene Ontology annotation, molecular function: G protein-coupled peptide receptor activity. The record is from RefSeq and is a predicted model, not a curated record.
AUGGAGGAUCCCUUCGGCCCCUCUGCUCCGUGGCCGGCGCCCAACCUCUCCGCCACCCCCGAGGGGCCGGACUGGGGGCUCAACGCGACCGCGGGGCCGGGCUCCCCGCGCCGCGCGCGCCUGGCCGGGCUGGGGGUCCUGCUGCUGGUGGCGGUGGCCGGCAACGCCGCGGCGCUGUGCCGCCUGCGCGCCGGUGCCCGGCGCCGCCAGCUCGACUGCCUGCUGCUGCAGCUGGCGCUGGCCGACCUGGCGGCGUGCGGGGGCGCCGCGCUCUGGCCGCUGGCCUGGGAGCUGGGGGCGCCGCGCGGGGCCCCGGGCGCGCGGGCGUGCGGCGCGCGGCGGCUGCUGCAGACCUGGGCCCGCGGCGCCUCGGCGCACCUGGUGGCGCUCAUCGCGCUGGAGCGCGGCCGCGCCCUGCCGCCCGCCGCCCGCCCGCCGCUGCCCGCGCGCGCCCUGGCCGGCCUGGGCUGGCUGCUGGCGCUGCUGCUGGCGCUGCCCGCCGCCUUCGUGGCGCGGCCCGGGGCCGAGGAGCGGCGCUGCCGCGGCGGCCCGGCGCCCCUGCCGCGCCGCCACCUGCAGCUCUACGCGCUCUACGAGGCCGCGGCGGGCUUCGCGGCGCCGGCCGCCGUCCUGGGCGUCGCCUGCGGCCGCCUGCUCCGCGCCUGGCGCCCGCGGCCGCCGCCCGCGCCCCCGGCCCCCGCGCUGCCCCGCGCCAAGGCGCGCAGCCUGCAGAUGAGCCUGGCGCUGGCGCUGCUCUUCGUGGGCUGCGAGCUGCCCUCCUGCGCCGCGCGCCUGGCGGCCUCCUGGGGGGCCGGCGGCGACGGCGAGCCGCUGGCCGGCGCGCUGCGCCUGGUCGGGGUGGCCGGCUGCGCGCUCGACCCCUUCGUCUACCUCUUCUUCCAGGCAGGCGGCUGCCCGCGCGGGCGGAGGCUGCGGAGGCGCGCGGGCUGCUGCUGCUGCUGCGCGCUCCAGGACGUGGCCGAGGACGCCGGCGGGCUCCGCGGCCACCGGGCGCUGCGCCGCCACCGCUGGCCCGGUCCCCACUACCACCACGCCCGGCGGGGGCAGCCCGAGCGGGCUUACCCGCGCCCACCCCCGCCGCGCCCGCGGACGCUGCCCUGCUCCUGCGAAAGCGUCUUCUAG